UAUUGUCAGCCCUGGCUAGAUCUUGUGUUAUAAUUUCAUAACAAUAACAUCAACAUGUCUUUUACACAAAAGUUGAAUAAUUACACCAAACGAAAGUCCUUUAAAUAUGGCGUUCCCUUUCUAAUUAUGAUAGUAGGCGGUUCUUUUGGACUACAGCAGUUUUCAAAUCUAAGAUAUCAGUACUCCAAGAUGCAACCAGUAACACCGGAAGAAAUGAAGAAAUUUGGUGUGACCAUGAAGAAACGUCAAGAAGUGACUCUUGAAUCUGAAUAUGAUAAGGUAAAAGGCAUAGAUAUUGAGAAUUGGUCAAACAAGCGCGGUCCACGUCCGUGGGAAGAGGAAGGAUUGGCGACGACAACAUCUUCUCCUGCGGCAAAGCAGUAAA
Drosophila arizonae is the source of this 385-nucleotide messenger RNA. RefSeq names its product cytochrome c oxidase assembly protein COX16 homolog l(3)neo43 (gene l(3)neo43). Gene Ontology annotation, biological process: mitochondrial respiratory chain complex IV assembly. Gene Ontology annotation, cellular component: mitochondrial inner membrane. Lineage: Eukaryota; Metazoa; Arthropoda; Insecta; Diptera; Drosophilidae. The record is from RefSeq and is a predicted model, not a curated record.